Neoarthrinium moseri is the source of this 2076-nucleotide messenger RNA. RefSeq lists its product as uncharacterized. Lineage: Eukaryota; Fungi; Ascomycota; Sordariomycetes; Amphisphaeriales; Apiosporaceae. The coding region runs from base 1 to 2076 and encodes 691 amino acids. The record is from RefSeq and is a predicted model, not a curated record. The transcript has a single exon.
AUGGCGGAAGACCUCGACGUCCCCAUCGCCAUGCGCCGCACUCCCAGGCGCAGCGCUGGCAACGCAUCAUUGAUCCGCACGACGAGCAAUGGAAGCUCUGUUUCCUCAGCGCACAUGAUGAACAUAUCCAGAACCCCUAGCAAGCCGAAGACCAAGAAGCGCGUCAGGUUCUCGGACCCGGGGCCGGAAAUCAGUCGAAACUCUCCAUCGUCGUCGACCGGCCUCACCCCCAUGGUGCGCCGCUCGUCGCUUCUGGGAACCACACCAUCGCCCAAGCGAAGGAGGCACUCUGCGCCCUUUAGGACGCGCGUCGAUGACGAGGUCGACGAGCUCGCAGGCACGGGAGACACGCCCAACGUGAUCCGCUUUCUGCCACUGCGACAGGUCCUUGACGAUCGGGUCAAGCGCAGGAUCAAGCGCAACGGUCUGAGCGAGGAGAUGAACGUAAUUGACGAGGAGAAAAAGCAGCGUGCCGACGCUCAGAGGCAGGAGAUACAGCGCCUGCGGCACGAGCUGGCCGAGAAGGACGCUGAGAUCGACAGGCUGAGAGACGCAACCAUGGUCCAGGACGGCGAACGCCUCAUCGAGCUCGAACAGCAGGUUGAGCAGCUCAGAGGCGAGCUGGACAGCAAGACUGACCCCGCAGACCAGAGCCGCUACGAUUGGACGAUGGCCGCCCGGGAUCCUUUCUCAGACAGCUACAUGGACGAUGAGGGUUUCGGCGACACAACCAUGGGCGAUCUAGUUUGUAGUACGCCGUCCAGGGCAAGGACAUCUUUCCUCACACCCCCCUGCACAAGCCCCUUGGCACCAGCGACUCCAACGUCUAUGCGACGGAUGCCGUCCACGCCAUCGUCCCAUGCUGCCGUGCAGACUUGUCUGCCGGAUCCUGAGAAGGAAGCCCUCGAGGCCGAGUUGGGAUCUCUACGUCUCGAGCUCACGAAGAUGGGGGACACGCUCGAGAACUGCGAGGCUCUCAAAGCCAGAAUCCAACAGAAGAUCUGCUCAGUACAGACCAGUUCGUCACAGGAAGAGCUCGACCUGGAGGCCAAGCUCGAGAUGGUGGUCCAGAGCCUGUCUGACAGAACUGCGGCUCUGCUCGAUCUCAACGCGUCACUCAGCGCCUUGGGCUUCCGCGGAGAUGAUGCCAGUGAGAUCGUAUCCUCGCUUGCCGCCGCCUUCCGCUCUGCUCGGUUAGAGCUCGAGUAUCUCACACCUGGAGAGAUUGCACUGCCGCUAUCUUCGCAUGGUGCCGAGGUUCUAGAUCUCGUCCUGACACGACUACGCGAUCUGGCUCGGAAGGCGAAGGAGGACGAGGAGGAAAUCGAUGAAUACCACGCACUAGAACUGUCACUGCGACAGCAACUCGGGGCGCGUGUGGAGGCUAUGGAUGGCAUGAAGCGUGAGCUAGGCAAGAACGCCUCCCGCCUCAAGGAGAAGGACGAGCAAAUCUCCGAUUUGGAGGUCGGCAUGGACCGUCUGAAGGGCGCCAUCGAGGGCUACCGGCGGGAUAUUUCCGAGCUGGAGAAUCUGGUGCAGAGGGUGGAAGAUGACGGCCGCGAGACCGAGGCCAGCCUCCGCACCCAGGUCGUCGCCGGUAAGGCUGAGGCCAAGAAGAAGGAUGACAGUAUUGCGCAGCUGGAAGUAAAACUGGUCUCCGUGUUAUCAGACACCGCCGAGCUCCGGAUCCAACUUGCAGACGUUCAGGCCAAAAGAAUAGCCAGCGUCACCGCGCUCAACAAAUCGCACGGCUCAGCCCUGGCUCUAAGAGAUGCCCGGGUCACCGAGCUGCGGGGAGAGAUCGACAGCAUCAAUGAGUCGCUGCGCAAUGCACAUGAAACCAUUCGCCAGCUGCGCGUCGAAAAUCUGGGCCUACGGAGCGACAUGGACGACGAAAGGAAGAAGGCCAAGGAGGCCAUUGACUCGAUGAAAGCAGAGCUGGAACGCGUGCUGAAGAUGAGUGAAGGCAUCCUGGCAACGCCACAAAAGAGCAGCGCGGUCGGUCAACGGCGUAGCUCUCGCAAACAGAAAGCAGCGCCUGAAGACACACCGGAGUCAGGCAAAGGAAAGGCCUGA